AGAAUGUGGUGCAUUGAAUUGCCCUCCUGGGGCACUUCUCAAUGCGAUGGGUGAGCUUCAAAGCAACUAUGAAAUGAUGGGAGGCACAUCGAUAUCCGGUAUAUUGGAGUCCAUGUAUACGGCUUAUCCGGCAAUGGCGGAUUCACGCAGAGGACCAGCAUAUAUAUACCAAGGUGCAGAUCAUGAUCGGUUGUUCUGCCCUGAUUGUAUACAUGAGAACGGCACAAAAGAUUGUGGUGGGUGCGAUCCUGAGAAGGAAAUCAAACGACCUGAACGACUGGACCAAGAUCCUUACAUCCACUAUGGCACUAUCGCUUCAGGUAAUAAGGUCAUCAAAGAUGCGAAGGUGCGUGAUUUGUUAGCAAAGAAGUGUCUUUGUUUUGAAAUGGAAGCUGCAGGAUUGAUGAACCAAUUUCCUUGUCUCGUCAUUCGUGGAAUCUGUGACUAUUGCGAUACCCAUAAAAAUGAUCGAUGGCAGAAGUAUGCUGCGGCUACUGCUGCUGCGUAUGCAAAAGAGCUUCUUCAGGUUACCGACGCUUCGGAUAUCCAAAACACACCAGAAGCUCGCAGUAUUGUUAUGGAUAACCUUUCGGAGAUCAAAACGAUGAUCAAGGGCCUUGCCCGGUCAAGUAGGAGAAUGCUUUGAGUUUACCUGAUGCAGAAAAGUUUCUGGAUAUUGCCUGCGAGCAAUUCAGCAGAGUCUACAUCUGCCUGGAUGCACUGGAUGAACUGCGGGAUCAAAG
This is a messenger RNA of Aspergillus caelatus, 743 nucleotides long. RefSeq names its product nucleoside phosphorylase domain-containing protein. Lineage: Eukaryota; Fungi; Ascomycota; Eurotiomycetes; Eurotiales; Aspergillaceae. Gene Ontology annotation, molecular function: catalytic activity. The transcript has 2 exons. The record is from RefSeq and is a predicted model, not a curated record. Bases 47 to 646 code for a protein of 199 amino acids. Gene Ontology annotation, biological process: nucleoside metabolic process.